This is a messenger RNA of Manis javanica (Malayan pangolin), 1138 nucleotides long. Lineage: Eukaryota; Metazoa; Chordata; Mammalia; Pholidota; Manidae. The record is from RefSeq and is a predicted model, not a curated record.
AUGCAUGCCCUGGGCUUUGAGGGACCCUGCACGCUGCUGAUGCUCCUGUUGCUGCUGCCGCGGUCAGCGACCCCCGCCCCAACAGCAUCAGGCCCGUCCAACCCUCGUGUCAGGGGAGUGCGCGCGGGCCCUGAUGCGAGACUUCCUGUGGUGGACGGGUGCGUGAGGCUGUGUGUGGGGGAGGCCGAGCCCACUCCUAGGCAGGGGGAGGAGGUGCUGAGCACGCAGGGCUUUCUGGUCGGCCUACGUCCCAUGAAAGACCCAGGAAUGGGAUGCUGUGCGCCUCACCUGGAGAAGAUUGACCUCAUCUGUCACAUGUGUGCCUCCUAUUCUGAACUGGAGCUUGUGACCUCCAUGAAAGCCCCUGAAAGUGAUCACCUGACCUACCUGCCCCCAGCUCUGAAUCAUACCCGGAAGGUGGCUUGCCUCAUUGGUGUGGAAGGCGGCCACUCACUGGACAGUAGUCUCUCCGUCUUGCGUGCCUUCUGUGUGCUGGGUGUGCACUACCUGAUGCUCACCCACACCUGAUGCUCACCCACACCUAACAUGCCCUGGGCAGAGAGCUCUGCUAACAGCACCCACCCUGUCUACAACAAUGUCAGUGGGCUGACCAGCUUUGGUGAGAAGGUGGUGAUGGAAAUUAAUCGCCUGGGCAUGGUGGUUGAUUUGUCCCAUGUCUCUGAUACUGUGGCACGGCGAGCCCUGGAAGUGUCACAGGCACCUGUGAUCUUUUCCUAUUUGGUUGCUAGAGUUUAUCAACCAUGCAUCUUCACAGAAAACUGCUUUUACAUCUAUACAAGUGGUGUAGAAAAAAAAAUCUAUUCCUUGUCAAGGCAGAUAUUGAAUUUUUCUGUCUCAGUUAUCACAAAUACUUUCCUAUAUCAACAUCACCUCCUCAACUUUUGUCAUACAAAUAUAUUACUUUUGUAGAAGAGACUACCCCAACUUUGCCAUGAAUGAUGCCUUCUAGUUCUAAAUAAUAUCUCCAUUACAUACUUAGGAAAGUAAUUUGUUUUCUUCUUUUUAAAAUUUAGUUUUUUAACUCAUCUGAAAAUUAAGGCCAUUUAUAAGUCACUUUUUCUUCAUUUCUACCCAAAGUUCUGAACAACAUUUAAUUUUAAAAUGCCUUAUCAUGGGG